CUUCACCCGGCUGCCGCGCACCUGCUCGACGGCGCCGCCGUGUUCGCCUCUUUCGAGGCCGCCCGCGCCAUCCUCACGGAGUGCCUUUCCAUCAUUCCUGAAGCCAAAGCUGUUCUUGAUCUUGUGGAUGGGUGCCCUGUGCGUGCAAAGAAGGGAGAUUUUCCUGUGAUCGUUAUUGAAGGACUGGAUGCAACAGGCAAAACCACCGUAACCCAUGCUCUGAAGGAUUCGCUAAAUGCUGUUCUGCUGAGAUCUCCUCCACCUUGCGUCAGUCAGUGGAGGAAGGUGUUCGAUGAUGAACCGACACUCAUACGGAGAGCUUUCUAUGCUCUGACCAACUACAUUGUUGCUUCUGAAAUAGCAGAACAAUCCACAAAAUCCCCAGUGAUUGUAGACAGGUUUUGGCACAGCACUGCCGCUUAUGCCAUCGCUACUGAAAUCAGUGGGAAAAUACAACAUCUCCCUCCAGUUCAUCAUCCGGUCUACCGCUGGCCUGGAGACCUUCUAAAGCCUGAUCUUGUCUUGCUGUUGACGGUUAGUCCUGAGGAAAGAAUCCGAAGGCUGCAGGGCCGUGGGAUUGAGAAGACAAGAGAGGAGGCUGAGCUGGAGGCAAAUAACAUCUUCCGUCAAAAAGUUGAAGAGUCUUACCUAAGGAUGGAGAAUCCUGCAUGUCAACCAGUUGACGCCAGUCCUUCUAGAGAAGAGGUUCUUAAAACUGUUCAUCAUCUGAUUAAAAAGCAGUGUCAUUUUCCGUAGCUAAUUGUGAAUGCACCAGUGUGGGUACUCUUCAGCACAAAAGGAGUCACUUCAGAAUUCCAUAGGAGAUGACAUAGGUAUAAGAAUGUAAGAUAUCUGCAUUUUCUCUAAGGGUUGGAAACAGAAGUAAGAGGCCACUAGCUUUUAUUGGAUCUAUUGCUUUGGGAAAGAUGAAAGCAAGGUUAAUUGUGCUUCUGUUAAGCUCAGACAUAGAGAAGUAAUGUAUAAAAGAAAAGGAAGAUAAGGCUGCAUGCUCCCUGUGUUGGAUGGAGUUUGAUAUCCUUUAUGAGUUGGGGUGGGGGAAAGUACAAUACUGUAUACAUAUGUACACAUAUAUUUAAAUUGAAUUGGUAUCACUUUAUCAUGCACUUGGCCCCUCUCCCCAUUGUAAAUUAACACGCAGAGAAAAGCUCUAACAUGACAGUUUGGUGGGGAAUACUGAAGAUUUGUGACAAAGAAAUUCUAGUGGGAUGUGGACAAAUUGCGGGAAUUGAUUUUUCAGACAGGAUUCAUUCCCCUCCUUCCUUCAUUUUGCUGUGUUACAGGAGUCUAUAAGAGCCCAUUGAAAUCUGUACUCAUUCAGAGUGAGGGCACCGCUUCUUGUCCUCACUACCCUUAUGUUUGGGACUUGGCCAAGUUAGAAUCAACUACUUAAGGAUGUGAACUCACAAAAAAUGUGAAAAAAUUAGCAGCCUGCAUGCCAUUUCUUUCUCAAUUAGACCUGGGCUAUUCAUAUUCAGGAUGGAACAGAAUGGUGCCCAUGUGAAUCUUCCUAUGCCACACCACUUUUCUGUGGUUCAUUGACGUAACCCCUCCUCCUCCAUUUCCUUGUUUGUCUUGCUGAAAUGGAUUCAGAUGGGGGAACAGGUUACAGCUUGAAAAAGGAAGGUUAACAGGAGUCCUGUGUAGCCUUAUCAAGUGGAAUCCAGCAAUGGAUCUAGAUUACUGUGUUUAGAUUGAAAGAGUUUAAUGUUGGCCCACGACUGGCUAUCGUUUUAGGUUGUUGAGAUCUAAACCAUUCAAGAUGACCAAAGUCUGAGAUUCUUCAAGUAAAAUUGUGCACUGGCAGGAAAUCUGCAUUUUUUUUUUGUCUUUGUGCUACGCUUGUCAAGUUUUCUUGAAAGAUUUCACAUAAGCUUAGUGGGCAAAACAGGUCUUUAGAUUUCACUGAAUGGAACCAGAUGCAUUAAAACUUCAUUUUCCUCUCUU
This is a messenger RNA of Pogona vitticeps (central bearded dragon), 1965 nucleotides long. RefSeq names its product cytidine/uridine monophosphate kinase 2 (gene CMPK2). Gene Ontology annotation, biological process: dUDP biosynthetic process; dTTP biosynthetic process; dTDP biosynthetic process. Lineage: Eukaryota; Metazoa; Chordata; Lepidosauria; Squamata; Agamidae. Gene Ontology annotation, cellular component: cytoplasm; mitochondrion. The record is from RefSeq and is a predicted model, not a curated record. Gene Ontology annotation, molecular function: ATP binding; nucleoside diphosphate kinase activity; dTMP kinase activity.